AUGUCUGUCUCCAUCUGUACAGACUGCCUGGCAAGGCUCCGAAUCACCAAAAACCCAUUCACCCUUGCCUCCACCACGAUCCCAUAUAUCUCCUCGUUCCACAGCUCCGCAGUUCAGUACAAGUCGCCCCUGCUAAAGAAAAAGGUAGUCAACGCGAAUACGUCCAAAGGCCCUCGAAGAUCCACCGGAGUUCGAUUGAAGAAGAAAGAACGCCAGAAGAUCAACAUUCCCGCUGUGGGCGAGCGGAGAGCUGCCCGCAAGCGCAUCGUCCUCAGUAACACCAAUGCCCUCGAGGUCCAUGGUCUGGAGACUUUGAGUCUGGAGCAUCUGGCGCAGCCGGAGUUCGAGGGGAAGAUUUUGGCUUUACCUGGUGAUCUGCUCGACCAGUUGAGGGAUAGUCGGGCGUUCAAGACGACGCAGAAUUGGAAUAUGUUUCGACGGCCUGCUACGAUGAUUAGAGCUGAGACGCUGGAGAUCGCCAAGGCUGUUGAGACGGUGAGUGCAAAGAAGGGAGAGAACGUCAAGUAUUUGGUCACGGGUGAAAAGGGGUCUGGGAAGAGUAUACUCAUGCUUCAGGCUAUGUCCGUGGCCUUCAUAAAGGAGUGGGUGGUUAUCAAUGUUCCUGAAGGCUCGGAAUUUGUCAACAAUACCUCGUUCUACGCGCCUGUCCAUAAAAGUGACGAAGCCCCUAUCGAUCAACAGCUCUACAACCAGUCCCAUCUGGCAAAGGCGCUCCUUACCCGCAUGACCAAUUCGAGCGAGGACGUCCUUUCGAAAUUGAAGCUGAACUAUCUCGACGAUUUCCUCAAAGAACACCCCAAGCUCCGUCUCAAGCCAAACGCUACUAUGAAUGACUUGGCUCUCCUCGGUGCAAACGACGCCACCAAUGCAGUCACAGUCUGGCAGGCAAUUUGGAAGGAACUCAACACACCAGGAGAACAUUCCCGACCUCCCGUGCUCCUUGCCGUCGAUGGUGUAGACCACUGGUUCGGCCUGACCAAAUAUCGCAAUGCCGAAUAUGGAUUUAUCCACGCCCAGCAAUUCUCCUUGAUCAAGCAACUCACCGACCUGUUCUUUUCCGCACCCGAAACCCCAUCUCCGCUCCUCAACGGCGGUCUUAUGUUCUUCACAACCUCGGGAUCCAACAGUCCCAAAUUCCCAUCCUUCGAGACCCUGACCAAACAACUCCAUGCAGCCAAACAAGGUGUCGAUCCCAAGUCACCAGACUUCCCAAUGCAGUCCCCGUACACCAAGCCCGACACGCGCAUUACGAGUCUUCUCUCUCGCGCACAAGGUGUGCGGUUGAUGGAAGUCAACGGCACCACCAAGAACGAGAGUCAGGGUAUCUUGGAGUACUUUGCUCGCAGUGGUGUCCUGCAGAAGCAGUUGUCUGAGAAGCUGGUUUCAGACUAUCGACAGCUCAGUGCGGGUGGUAUCAUUGGGGAGUUGGCGAAACUUGGUGUCAGAGUCAGGGCUUAG
Exophiala bonariae is the source of this 1479-nucleotide messenger RNA. RefSeq lists its product as uncharacterized. The transcript has 2 exons. The coding region runs from base 1 to 1479 and encodes 492 amino acids. The record is from RefSeq and is a predicted model, not a curated record. Gene Ontology annotation, cellular component: mitochondrial small ribosomal subunit. Gene Ontology annotation, molecular function: structural constituent of ribosome. NCBI's taxonomy places the organism in Eukaryota, Fungi, Ascomycota, Eurotiomycetes, Chaetothyriales, Herpotrichiellaceae.